This is a messenger RNA of Paraphaeosphaeria sporulosa, 719 nucleotides long. RefSeq lists its product as uncharacterized. The record is from RefSeq and is a predicted model, not a curated record. The coding region runs from base 19 to 588 and encodes 189 amino acids. Gene Ontology annotation, molecular function: ubiquitin protein ligase binding. Gene Ontology annotation, biological process: endosome transport via multivesicular body sorting pathway. Gene Ontology annotation, cellular component: fungal-type vacuole lumen; fungal-type vacuole membrane. The transcript has a single exon. NCBI's taxonomy places the organism in Eukaryota, Fungi, Ascomycota, Dothideomycetes, Pleosporales, Didymosphaeriaceae.
ACUACACAGUCGCUCAACAUGUGCGGCACCGAUUGCUUCCUGAUGUUUCUUUCCUUUCUCUUCCCGCCAAUCGGAGGUGAGUGCCAGGCACCAGCAGCUCCUAGCUGCGCAACGCUCUUCAGUUCGCUGCUAACCGUACAAACAGUCUGGGUCAAGAAGGGCAUCUGCAGUGCUGACUCUAUCAUCAACCUCGCACUCUGCUGCCUCGGCGUCCUCCCUGGCAUGAUUCAUGCCUGGUACGUUAUCCUUAACAACCCGGAGCACACAUACGAACAUGUGCCCGACCACGAGCGCCAAGACGGCUCCCGGAUAGCAACGUACUACUACGUGUCGCAUGGCGGACCAGCACCGCAGGGCGGACAGAUGAACUAUGGCACCGUGGGAAGCCAGCCGAACGCGGGACAGUUUCCGGGACAGCAGACGGGUACCACGAAUGCGUUCCCUCAGCCGAACAAGCAGAAGAACGCACAAACACAGCAGGGUGUCGCGGGUCAGGAGGUCGGCGCUGGAGAGGGCAGUUCUGAGCAGGCGCCUCCCCCAACCUACGCCGAGGUCAUUAAGGGCGAUCACAAAGUGCAGAAGCCGUAGAGAGGUGCGCGGAAGAUCCGCACCAGGGGAAGAAGAGCUGUGAUGAUGGUGUCUCAUUCCCGUGGGGGGCGUUGAGUUAGGACGGGUGUGUACGUGGUUCUGCAUUCUUUUGGCGGCGUUCAUCAUUGAGC